GAGACAGCGCUACUUUCUCUACUCGACCUGAGUGUCAUAAUCAACUGUUAACUCCCCUCCAGGUAGCCAUGGCUGACGAGUCCCGGCCUCGCUUCACGCUGUACUAUACUCCAACAUCGUACUAUUCCCAUAAGGUGCUGAUGGCUCUGUAUGAGAAAGGAGAACUGUUUACGGAGAGAGUGGUGCACCUGGGAAAGGGCGAGGGGUAGCCAGGUGGUACAUGGAGGUCAACCCCGCGGGACAGGUGCCCGUACUGGGAGAUAGAGGCAAGCUGAUACCCGAGUCCGAAGACAUCAUCGAAUACAUCGACAGGGAGAUUGCAAAUGAACCCAAACUAGUUCCAUCGCUAGACACAGACCUUGGAAAACAUGUUGAGAAAUUCCGAAAACUGUUAAAACAGACCCCAGUAGAGGUCCUCACGCAUGGACUGAUGCACAACCCCGAGAUGGCCCCUGGGGGCACCUGCUCCCCUACCCAUAAGGCAGAAAGGGAUGAGUAUUUCAUACAACAAGAAGCAAAGCUGACCCGAAUGGCGGAAGAAGAGGCCGAUUUGAAAGAUGCCUACCUGAAAAAAGCAGCUGGUGUCAAGGCCAGGUCAGAGGUCGUGAGAGACCAGUCACGUGUCCAGGCCGCCAUUGACGCAGUGCAUCCGGUACUGGACGAAGUUGAAGAUCAGCUGACAAGGACGAAGCAAGGUGUGGAAGGCGAGAGCUGGCUCUGUGGGCGUGGCUUCACGGCGGCUGACAUUAACCUGGUGGUUCUGUUGAAGAGACUGACGAAGUUGGGACUCUUCUCUAUCUAUUGCUCCAUCAACAACCGGAAGUCGCUGUGGGACUACUGGGAGAGGGCACAGAAGAGGCUGCCCUUUAUUAAGAUCAUAGAAGUCGAGAGAAACUAUUUGAAAUGCUUGCAGAAAUGAUGAAAGUUGAACACACCAGGAGGUGCAGGAAAGAGGCAGCGUAACGGAUGUUAUUCAAUGUCCCUAUAUUCAUUUAGAUUUUACGUACAGGUAAUUAUCUUUAUCGAAUCGUCCUCAGAACACAGAGUGUAGUUUAGUGUACAAGACAUGUAUCCCUCUUGCACGACAACGGUAUUAGAAUGUAUACCGAAACGCCACAAAGUAAUAUAAUAGGGAACCUAUCACAUAAAGAACCUGUCACCUACUCAUCAACUUCUAAAUGCCAAUCGAAUAGAUCACGAUAUUUAUCAACAUAAGCAGCAACUUACAGCUGAAUCUAAUCGGCACGAAUACAGAGCUAUAUUGGUU
Haliotis rubra (blacklip abalone) is the source of this 1267-nucleotide messenger RNA. Its product is annotated as ganglioside-induced differentiation-associated protein 1-like. The transcript is spliced from 5 exons. Gene Ontology annotation, biological process: mitochondrial fission; mitochondrial fusion. Gene Ontology annotation, cellular component: mitochondrial outer membrane. The record is from RefSeq and is a predicted model, not a curated record. Bases 221 to 919 code for a protein of 232 amino acids. Lineage: Eukaryota; Metazoa; Mollusca; Gastropoda; Lepetellida; Haliotidae.